Aspergillus novofumigatus IBT 16806 is the source of this 908-nucleotide messenger RNA. RefSeq names its product 2EXR domain-containing protein. The coding region runs from base 155 to 736 and encodes 193 amino acids. The transcript has a single exon. NCBI's taxonomy places the organism in Eukaryota, Fungi, Ascomycota, Eurotiomycetes, Eurotiales, Aspergillaceae. The record is from RefSeq and is a predicted model, not a curated record.
UCCUCAUCUUCCACCACCGCCGCUGGUCACCCUUUCACAAUUAUCUGUCGCUCCCUCCUCUUAACAUUGCAUUUCUCGACCUCCAAAACACCAAGAGGCACGCCAUCAGCUGACCUAUCCCACUAAAAAUAUUCCAUUACUAGCACAGCACAGCAUGGCCGCAUUCCGCCUUUUCCCCCAUCUCCCCUUUGAGCUUCGCGCUCAAAUCUGGCAGCUGACAGUGGAGCCGCGUACUGUCGAGGUCCGCGUUAAGAAAGUUGAUGGAUUAAGGGGCAAGAUUCUGCAUGUAACCUCAUCAACACCAGUACCUACGGUCCUUCAGGUCUGCCAUGAAGCCCGAAACCAAGGGCUAUACCAACAGGCCUUCAAGUUCCCCUCAGGGGUUAAGCCGCAGUAUGUCUGGGUGAAUUUUGAGAUUGACAUGAUCUCAAUUGGAGACACCUAUUUCGAUACAAUUGAAUCAGCUGAACAACAGCUGAUUCGCCGGCUUACUAUUCAGCGCGAGAAUACAGACUCCUUUUUCUACUCUGAGUCCCGGGAGUUACAAAUGUAUUCUAAUCUAGAGGAAAUGCAUGUCAUCUGUGAGGAUGGCCUGCUGGCAUGGCAGGACGCCUGGGAGUAUGUUUACUGGCCAUGCCCAAAAGAGAAUCUAAGGUUUAUUGAUAAGGAGACGGGGCAGAUUGCGGUUGGUGAGGACCUGGAUAGGAUGUCAGACGAAUGGAUGGCAACUUGGUGAUCCUAAAUGAUUAUUCAAGCCCUUAUCUUAUAAGUUAGUUUAUAGAACUUGCUGUUUAAGCUGACAAGGUGGUUGCGUUCGUUACCAUUCUGGCUCAUAACAACCUGCUCAAACGUCAGUGAUGCCCAUCAACUACUAUCUGUCUAGUUUUACCACACUGACUGGCCAGCCA